GUAACUGAAAUUGUAUUACUUAUAUCAGGUGAUAAAUGUAGAGGUUGCCGUUUUGACAAGUGUUUAAUUGAAGGAAUGGAUCCUUUAUUGAUUAAAAUUGAUGAUAUAAAUUGCCGAAAAGUAUUUAUUGAAAUGUUGGAAAAACGUCGAAAUAAAUUACAACAAUCGAAAUCUAACGAUUUAUAUCAUCAAGAACAUAAAAAAACAAUUUGUGUUAUAAAUAAUAAAAAGUUCAAUGAAUAUAAACAGUCAACAAGUAAUCAAGAAAUUUGUAUAAGCAAUAAAUUAUACUUUAAUGACACAACAAUUGGUAUAAUAUUAUUAAAUAAAAAGGUUUUUAAAAAUCCGGCAUCACACAUUAUGUGA
Molecule: messenger RNA, 366 nt
Organism: Meloidogyne enterolobii
Lineage: Eukaryota; Metazoa; Nematoda; Chromadorea; Rhabditida; Meloidogynidae
Source: the annotation of a GenBank genome assembly